Molecule: messenger RNA, 1453 nt
Organism: Cadophora gregata
Lineage: Eukaryota; Fungi; Ascomycota; Leotiomycetes; Helotiales; Ploettnerulaceae
Exons: 7
Coding region: 69-1418 (449 amino acids)
Molecular function (GO): oxidoreductase activity; zinc ion binding
Source: RefSeq, a predicted model, not a curated record
CAAAUUUGUUUUUAUCGUACCUUGAUAAUUUUAUCACACAAAAAAAAGCAAUAUCACUUAUUUUCAAAAUGGCAUUGAGUCAAGCAGCAGCCCUUGUGGAAAAGGCCGUCGGCCAUGGUGACAACGCCACCACAGCUCAGGAUAUCACGAACCCAGGGAGAGACAGGGCGAAAUAUGCUGAUCCUAGUGGCGAGAUGAUGAAGGCUCUUGUAUGGAACGGAAAGAAUACCGUCAACAUUGAGGACGUCCCCAAGCCAAGAGUUGUGGAAGACCGUGAUGUUAUUCUCAAGAUCACGGGAUCGACUGUCUGCGGAAGUGAUUUGCAUCUUCUGCAUGGAAGUGUUGUGCAGAUGGAGAAGGGGGACAUUCUUGGUCACGAGUUUUGCGGCAUCGUAGAUUCGAUGGGUCCUGCUGUGAAGGGAUUGAAGAAGGGAGAUCGUGUUGUGGCUUCAUUCCAGAUUGCAUGUGGUGAUUGCUUCUUCUGUAAGCAGAAACUGUCUUCUCAAUGCGAGAAGACAAAUUCAAAUUCGAUGGAGAAUGGGAUGUACGGCGGACGAACAGCUGGAAUGUUUGGCUACUCCCAUUUCACUGGCGGAUUUGCUGGAGGACAAGCUGAAUAUACUCGGGUUCCAUAUGGAGAUGUAAACCUCCUCAAGCUUCCAGACAGUGUCCCUGAUGAGAAGGGACUGUAUCUUUCCGAUGUUCUUGCAACAUCCUGGAACUGUGUGGUCGACACUCGCAUUGACCCCAACGACACCGUCGCAAUCUGGGGAGCUGGUCCGAUCGGUCAAAUGUGUGCCGAAUUUGCAUUUAUGAAUGGUGCUGGUCGAGUUAUCAUGAUUGACAGCAACUGGAGGCUCGACUACGUCAAGUCCAAGUAUCCAAAAGUGGAACUCAUCGACUACAGCACUCUUCCAAAGGGACAGACCGUAUAUUCGAAAUUACGAGAACUGUGUCCACGUGGUCCAGAUGUAGCUCUGGAGUGUGUAGCAGGUGAAUAUGCCAAAGGAUGGGCUCACUACUUCGAACUCCAGCUUGGGUUGGAAACAGAUACAUCGGAGAUUAUUAAUGAGAUGAUUACAUCUGUCCGCAAUUACGGAAGAUGUGGUGUCACUGGCGUUUAUGUUGGCUAUACAAAUCACUUCAACAUUGGGUCACUGAUGGAGCGUGGUAUCCGUCUGAUUGGUAAUGGACAAGCCCCAGUGCACCUGUAUUGGGAGAAACUUUGCAAAAUGAUCGAAAGUGGCGAGAUCGAUCCACUGAAGAUGGUUACUCAUCGUAUUUCACUGGACGAACUUGAUGAUGUCUACUACAAGUUCGAGAAGAAGGAAGAUGGCAUGCAGAAAAUCUUCGUCGAGACGAAGUUCUCUGCACCUGCGGCACCUGGAAGUCCUGCCCUGACAACUUACCGGAAGUAAAUCUGAUCAUGGGCGGUUCUUGAGAUUACUGGGCU